Messenger RNA from Salmo salar (Atlantic salmon), 1245 nucleotides. Its product is annotated as coenzyme Q-binding protein COQ10 homolog B, mitochondrial. NCBI's taxonomy places the organism in Eukaryota, Metazoa, Chordata, Actinopteri, Salmoniformes, Salmonidae. Gene Ontology annotation, cellular component: mitochondrion. Gene Ontology annotation, biological process: cellular respiration. The record is from RefSeq and is a predicted model, not a curated record. Gene Ontology annotation, molecular function: ubiquinone binding.
CCAAUCAUUGCGCUUGUUAGAGAAGGCGCGUCCACGAAGGAAUAAGCGUUGCUGCGGGAGAAGUAGCUAGCCACUGAGAGAAGCAGAAAAGAGAUCAUCGCAGUGAAGAUGGCGAGAGGUAUGCGGGGACUAAGGAGAGCGGUAUUAGAAUGUAUAAAAAAGUUACCCGUCACAGCCAGCCGAGAAACACCUAAAAGGAUUGGCGUAAGAUAUCUCUCCUCAUGUGGGAUCCUGAUGAUGAGGGUGCCACCCCUCCUGGGGGUCAUGCCCACGUCCAGAGUCAUCGUGGCCCCCACCCGCUCCUUCUUCAACCUGGCUGACACCUUCAACAAGAGGAAGGAGUACUCUGAGAGACGCGUCAUGGGGUACUCUAUGUUGGAGAUGUAUGAAGUGGUAGCUGGGGUGGAGAACUACCUUCACUUCGUUCCCUGGUGUAAGAAGUCUGACGUGGUGUUCCGGCGCUCAGGGUUCUGUAAGGCCAAGCUGACUGUUGGCUUCCCCCCGGUAGUGGAAAACUACACCUCGCUGGUCACCACAGUGCGCCCCCACCUGGUCAAGGCUGCCUGUUCAGACGGUAAGCUCUUCAACCACCUGGAGACGGUGUGGCGCUUCAGCCCUGGCCUCCCAGGCUACCCUCGCACCUGCACGGUUGACUUCUCUAUCUCCUUUGAGUUCCGCUCCCUGCUGCAUUCCCAGCUGGCCACGGUUUUCUUUGACGAGGUGGUGAAGCAGAACGUGUCGGCGUUUGAGAGGCGGGCCGGGAAACUGUACGGAGCACAGACCAUGAUCCCCAGAGAGCUCAUGUUUCAUGAGGUGCACCACACGUAGCGUGCCCCAACGGGUCAUCCUCUCUCUGCGCACACACACAUGCACACAGUCAGCCAUGGCAGGGAGAGAGUGAAGGGAGGGGGAAGAGGUUAAAUGCCUGAACACUGCAGUGCCUUAUCAGAAAACAACCAAUGAUUUUAUACCCAUUAACUGCUGGUGGCUGGAUUCUGUCCACUUCCCUACCCCCCAGAAUACCCCUCUCCCCAGACUUACAUCACUCUUCCUCCCCCCUAUUCCACCAUAGACCCCUACUGGUGCCUUCUCACCCCAAAGAAACCAUCAGCACCUCUGGCCAGUAGGCACACCUCAGAGCUUAGUGCUGUCCCCAUGCGGUGAGCACAUGGCUCAUAAUAGCCCUCUUGUGGAGAUAUAAAAACUCUUCUACUAAGGCCUAAAUAAAGUCAGUUUAUAGUGAAA